Messenger RNA from Malassezia vespertilionis, 756 nucleotides. RefSeq lists its product as uncharacterized. The coding region runs from base 1 to 756 and encodes 251 amino acids. NCBI's taxonomy places the organism in Eukaryota, Fungi, Basidiomycota, Malasseziomycetes, Malasseziales, Malasseziaceae. Gene Ontology annotation, molecular function: phosphatase activity. The record is from RefSeq and is a predicted model, not a curated record. The transcript has 2 exons.
AUGGCCGAGGAACUCAAGUACGGCAACGCCAAGUACGUGUUUCUGACGGAUUUCGAUGGUACCAUCACGCUUCUGGACUCGAACGACCACAUGGUCGACACUGUGGGCAUGGGCUACGAGAACCGGCGCAAGAUCAACGACGACAUUGUCGCGGAGCGCAAAAACUUCCGCGAGGGUUUCCGCGAGAUGAUGCAGUCUGUCAAGCGGCCCUUGUCGGAGAUGGAAGAGCUGGUACGCCGCGACGUGAAACUCGACCCUGGCUUCAAGGAGUUUUACGCAUAUGCGAAAUCACACGACGUUCCCGUGAUUAUUAUCUCGUCCGGCAUGGAGCCUAUUCUCCGCUCGAUCCUCUCUAAUUUGAUCGGCGAGAAAGAUGCUCAUGAGAUUGACAUCAUUUCGAACCAAGUCCGGUUUACCGACCCUGAGCAGAAGGGCACAACGUGGGAAAUUGUUUACCGUCACCCCGACAACCCGUUCGGCCACGACAAGUCGCUGAGCAUUCUCCCCUACCGCCAGAUGGCCAACUCGCCACUUCUUUUCUUUGCCGGUGACGGCAUUUCGGACAUGUCCGCGGCACGCCAUGCAGACGUGCUCUUUGUAAAGGACAAGCAAGACAACGACUUGGCCACCUACUGCAACAACAACAACAUCAACUACCACCUGUUCAAGGACUGGAGUGUUCCCAAGAAAAUGCUACAGGAUCUUAUCGAAGGCAACGUACAGACCGACCAGAUCAUUACCAGCCGUUUUUCGUAG